Molecule: messenger RNA, 1269 nt
Organism: Bufo gargarizans (Asiatic toad)
Lineage: Eukaryota; Metazoa; Chordata; Amphibia; Anura; Bufonidae
Product: olfactory receptor 11L1-like
Exons: 3
Coding region: 1-1269 (422 amino acids)
Biological process (GO): G protein-coupled receptor signaling pathway
Cellular component (GO): membrane
Molecular function (GO): olfactory receptor activity; G protein-coupled receptor activity
Source: RefSeq, a predicted model, not a curated record
AUGACGUACAAUGCUGACAACACAAAGCAGAGCAAAAUGGGUACUUGUGGCUUGUUACUACACUCAUGUUCCCAUUACAUCAUGCAAUUUGCCAACAAAACCAGUGGAAAUGAUUUUACCAUUCUUGGCCUGUUAGAUUCUGCAGAAGCAAAUAUUCCUCUGUUUGUUGUCUUCCUGUUUAUAUUUCUUGUGACAAUUACUGGAAAUGUCAUCAUUUUGACUGUUGUGACAAUGGACCAGUCUCUUCAAACACCCAUGUAUGUUUUGCUUUCUAAUCUAUCAUUUCUAGAAAUAUGGUACACAAUGACGAUAGUACCAAAACUUCUAGGUAACCUGUUGAUGAAGAGUAAUAGUAUCUCUUAUUCUGGAUGCAUAACCCAACUUUUUUUCUUUGUUACAUUUGGGGCCACUGAAUGUUAUUUGCUUUUAGUCAUGGCUUAUGAUCGGUACAUGGCAAUCUGUAAACCACUUUAUUAUUCCAGCCUGAUGAACCCAAGUACAUGUCUGCAACUAAUUUCCAGUUCCUGGGUAACUGGUGUUCUCACAGGGUUGAUCCCUGCUCUCUUUAUCUCCCAUUUAGACUUUUGUGACUCUCGACAUGUAAAUCACUUCUUUUGUGACAUUCCACCUCUUUUGCAGCUGUCCUGUGGUGACAUCUACCUUGCAGAAAUUUCUAUUUUUAUCUUGUCUUUUUCUGUGUUGCUAUCCUGUUUAUUGCUUACUUUAGUGUCCUACUUCUUUAUAGUCGUCUCCAUAUUACAAAUUAAGUCUAACAGUAGUAGGAGGAGAACAUUUUCUACAUGUGGAGCUCACCUUGCUGUUGUACUGAUCUACUAUGGUACUAUGAUAUUUAUGUAUGUCCGUCCUCACUCCAGCUACUCCUCAAACUUGAAUAAGUUUAUUUCAGUUUUCUACACAGUUGUAACUCCGGGUCUAAAUCCUAUCAUCUAUACUCUGAGAAACAAAGAGUUUAAAAUAUCUGCUAAAAAGAUUGCACAGAGAAUGUUACCAUCAGGCUUUAAUAGAGAAACAUUUUCAAUACAGAAAAAUAGAGCCAACGGACUUUUCUAUGACAGUAACUCUGUCUCGUAUCUUAGUGAGAUCGUCUCUUAUAAUAAACACAUCCGACUGGACAACUCCCAACUUCCCAUGCAAUAUCUUGGAUCACCUUUGCAUUGUUUUUUACCGUGGCUAAGAUCUCUUCCAGUGGAGAGCCGUCCACCAAGGGAAUAUAACCUUCCUCCGUCCCUCUCCACAUCUCCAUCAUGA